Molecule: messenger RNA, 1874 nt
Organism: Bursaphelenchus xylophilus (pine wood nematode)
Lineage: Eukaryota; Metazoa; Nematoda; Chromadorea; Rhabditida; Aphelenchoididae
Source: the annotation of a GenBank genome assembly
AUGCGCGCCCUCAUAUUUAUCUUCAUGGCGACAUCAGUUACAGCGAUUGGAGGUAAAACUCCGAAGGAUUCUGAUCCAAUUAUUAUUGUUGGAGGGGGCUUGGCUGGUCUUUCAGCUACAAUUGAAGCCUUGGAACAUGGCGCGGAUAAGGUUUAUUUAGUCGAUAAGGAGAAGGAUCUCGGUGGAAACAGCGCGAAAGCAACCAGUGGUAAGUAAUAUUAUAAAAAAAGAAAAUUAUUUGUUUUACUUUAGGCAUUAAUGGUUGUAACACGGAAACUCAAAGAACUCUAGGAAUCGAGGACAACUGUGAUAAGUUCUACACGGAUACCGUAAACGCUGGGGACAGAGAAAACGACGCCAACUUGGUCGAUGUUUUGGUAGCGUUACUGUAUUUUGUUUUAUUUACUUUUCAGGUUCGAAACUCCGAGGAUGCAGUCGAAUUUUUAAUUGGAAAGGGUGUCGAUCUCUCGGCAAUCAAUCUUUGUGGGGGUCAUUCUGUCCCCAGAACCCAUUGGUAAGUUUUAUAUGACUCGUUUUUGUAAAGAAAUGAUUUUGAAUAUUGUUUUAGGCUCCCAUCGCCCAAAGAAGGCAAGCCUCUUCCAGUGGGCGUCGCCAUUAUCAGAGCAUUGAAAAAAUAUGUCCAUGGGUACAAAGAACAACAUCCAGAGAAGCUGGAGAUCCUCACUGAGACCCAUGUUCUUGGAUUGGUCACCUGGAAUGAGUACAUCACUGGGAUCAGAUAUAAAACUGCGGCAAAUGAAAACAUCACCGAACUGAAUGGAAAGGCCGUCAUCUUGACUACUGGUGGCUUCAGUGCGGAUAGAACUGACACCUCUCUCCUCUCUCAGUAUGGUCCUAAACUGUCUCCUUUGCCCACCACAAAUGGCGCUUUCGCCACUGGCGACGGAGUGAAGAUGGCCAGUGCAAUGGGAGCAGCGUUGGUGGGAAUGGACCGAAUCCAGGUUCAUCCAACUGCAUUUGUUGAUCCUAAGGCCCCAGAUGCCCAGACUAAAUUUUUGGCAGCGGAAGCGCUGAGAGGGAAAGGAGCUCUGUUGGUAAGUGUUAUGUAAGGUUGAUUGAUGGUAAAGAAGAAGAUACGAUUUAAUUUUUGAAUUUCAGGUCAAUGAGAAAGGCGCCAGAUUUGCUGACGAACUCGGCCGUCGCGAUUAUCUAACCAGAAAAAUCAACGAGAAUUGUGCCAAAGAUGAGGGGGCAAAACUUCCAGUCGCUUUUAUGGUACUCAACGAUGAAGCCGCAGAUGGCUUUGGAAGACCGGCUUUUAAUUUCUAUGCAAAGAUCAAGGGAUUCUUCAAGGUAUAAAGGAAACGAAUUUAACAGUGGAUGUACUGUUAAAUAUAGAAUUUAAAGGUGUUAUUUUUUGCUAUUUUAGGAGUUCAAAAAUGCUGACGAAACGAAGGAAAUCUUUGAUGUGGAAACUUUUAAGAAGACGAUCAGCGAACACAACGAGAACUUCGAGAAGUCUAGUAGCAAUAAAAACUUUAAGGAUUCUUUUGGAAAGCAUGUGUUCCCAGUUAAAUUUGAUUUGGACAAACCGUUUUAUGUGGCCAAGGUCACCCCGGCCAUUCAUUACACAAUGGGAGGACUGAAGAUCGAUAGAAAUGUAAAGUUUUUGUGUUUGGUUACGAAUUGUAUGAUGUCGAAUGCAUUCUAAUAUGAUUACUUUUCAGGCCUUUGUCUUCAGUGAGUUUAUGGAGAAGCCUUUCAAGGGUCUUCUGGCAGCUGGUGAGGCUUCUGGAGGAGUCCAUGGAGGGAAUCGAUUGGCCGGAAAUUCCCUUUUGGAAUGUGUUGUCUUCGGUCGAAUUGCUGGCCAAUCCGCGGCCAGAAUCACCUACUCCGGUCAUCAGGAGUUGUAG